Messenger RNA from Cyclocybe aegerita, 1770 nucleotides. The record is from the annotation of a GenBank genome assembly. Lineage: Eukaryota; Fungi; Basidiomycota; Agaricomycetes; Agaricales; Hemipholiotaceae.
AUGAUAGGCGGGCCCAAGGCGGGCCGCGGGAUAUCUCAUGAUCUGAGCCUCAAGGCCUCAACGUUCUCAGCCUUGUUCCCCUUGAUUACCCAGCUUAUCAGGCAUAAAGAUCCGACUGACCGACAUUCGAUACGGCUUAGCCUCCAUGGGUGUGCUCAAGACUCAUACAAGUUCACCUACUGUCAACACAGGGCUCUGUCUAUAACACCGCGAUUUGGUUUUGGCAUGUCUAACAAUAGGGCAUCAGGUGUGCUUGCCACCUGCCGGCAUCAUCGCUUUCUCCUUACACAGCACUGCCAGGCGUUGAGCUACGAUGAGGUUGUUCAAAGGCAAGGCAAAACAAGAUGCCUUGGAAGCUCUACAAGCCACAGGAGCACUAGUUCAGCUCGCCAUCGAGAACAAGAAUGCCAUACGAACAAUACGAGACGCCAGAUAGACACUGUCUGCGCGGGCGCAAAGUCGAUCUCCGUCCUCCUGAAAGAAAUCCCGAAACUGGAGAUCAUCCAAUGCCUAACUGGAGAACGCGUGUCGCCCGAACUGAUGGGUCGCCUCCAAUCCAUCGAACUGGGCGAUUUCGUGCAGCCUGGUGGGACAGUAGACGGUCUGCAGCUCCUACGCAAGCUCUCUACCGACCAAGAAUGGGAUUGUCUAAAUGGUCACGUAACACGUAUUGAAGACGGCGGGCAAACCCUGGAGACAGUUAUACUGAAAGCCUGGCAGAGUAUGGCCCAGAUGGUCCUGCGGGACGUGAGCGUUGAGGAUAGUGAGGCGAUCGAUUACUAUAGCUCUACGGAGCUGGAAGACCUUUCAAGUUACAUCGUGCCUGUCAGCGCCGAGUCCGUCGGUGAAGGUUCUUUCGGGACUGUGUUCAAGGCAGACCUGGUCAAGAAAAAUAUAACAAGAAAGGUUGCUCUGAAAGUCUUGAAAGUCUAUCAGUCGCAAAUUGAUGACCCGGCGAAGAAACAAAGGAUCCAAAGGCGUUACCGGAGAGAGAUUCGUGUUUGGAGGGAUCUGCACCACAUCAAUGUCGUUCCGCUUCUGGGACUCGUGCACGGAUUUCGAACGGGUUAUUCUCGCGCGCCCUUCCCUUCGAUGGUCUGCCCAUGGAUGAAUGAUGGAUCGCUCACGCAAUAUUUGAUUGCCAACCGUGAAAAGCUGACGCUGAAGGAUCGAUUCAAAUUGAUGACCGACGUUAUCGAUGGACUCUCAUACUUGCACUCAGAAUCCGUCAUCCACGGCGAUCUCACCAGUGCCAACGUCCUGAUCAGCGAAACCACAGCCUGCUUGAGUGAUUUCGGACUCUCACAGAUUGUAUCUGAAUUCGUUGGUAGGUCGUACAUGACCUACCGCGUCGGCGGAGCUGUGCGUUGGCGGGCGCCAGAGCUCGUUCCUGAAGACGAAGAUGAUGAAGAGGAAGGAGACAGCACGAAGCCGGGCCCUCAAAUGACGAAGGCUUGCGACGUGUAUUCUUUCGGCGGCAUUGUACACGAGAUCAUCUCAGGGCAUCUCCCUUACUACGACAUCCCGACUGAUCAUAUGGUAUUGGUCUACAAAACGAUGCACACGCGCCCUGCACGUCCGCCGUGCGAGCUCUUGACGGACGAGAUUUGGGACUUGAUCCAGCUCUGCUGGAGAGAUGAACCGGCAUGGAGGCCUGAGGUGACUCAAAUCAGCCGUAAAUUGCGAACAGUCAAAUCUGGGUAUUCUAACGAAGAAUUGGCGAAGACUCUGCCUCCCGUUGUAGAGGUAGGUGGGUUGGAAUGGGAUUGA